Messenger RNA from Podarcis lilfordi (Lilford's wall lizard), 1599 nucleotides. The record is from the annotation of a GenBank genome assembly. NCBI's taxonomy places the organism in Eukaryota, Metazoa, Chordata, Lepidosauria, Squamata, Lacertidae.
AUGAAGUGGGCUUCGCUCUUCGCUGCUCUUCUGCUGCUGCGCCUUCUGCCUUGGGGCGAGCCCCAGAGCACGGCCCCUGCUCCCACCGAAGACCCCUUGAUGCUGAACGAGACCAAUGGAUCAACGUGCGCCCAGUGGCUGUACGGUUCCGAGCCGCCAGUGGUGGAAGCUUUCCAGUGCGCGGGGCAACCCGACGGCGCCGAAGUCAAGUUUUGCUGCGGGACCUGCAAUCAGACGCGCAAUUGCUCCUUCGAAGAGCUCACGGAGGACUCCCCACCGCGCCCCACCGACGGCUGCCCAGCGUGCCCCACCGACGGCGGACCAGAGACGUGCCCUCCUUCGCCUAAAGUGUCACGUAAGGCGGCUAUCUCCCUUGGCAUUUAUUAGCUCCACGGGCGGAUACUACCUGGGGCUAGGUCUGCACGCACGCCUGCCGUUCUGUCUCUUUUAGACACGGGUCCCCCGCUCCCUGUCGGCUUCCCUUUCGGUCUAUCGCUCUCUUCCCCGCGUUUGAACUGGGGAUGCGGAUCAGAGGCUCCACUCCACGGGGAGGGCACCUUCGAAGCCCCUUUCGCCUCUCCAAGAAGGCUGCGCGCUUUCGUUGGGAGGCUGGGAACGGGAACUCUCUUAGGGUGAAGCCCAGCUGGCAGAAAACCUGGGGGGAGGGCAAGAAGGCCUUCGAAGGUGCUUCAAAGGGGUCGUGUGGGCCCAGUCUUAGGCUACGCUAAGUCUUUACGUGUCAGAAGACUCUGGGUUGCCACGGGCGGACUAGCUUGCUGACGACUCUGCAAGUAGCUCUGAAAGGCUUGGGCAAGAUUUGUACACGGGGUGGGGGCAGGCUACUUCUCUCGACGAAGUCCGGGGAGUCCUAGUUUCUAGGCCGCUCCCGUGUAGGGACAUUUAUCACAGGGAGUCUUCUCAGCUGAGGACAGUCAGGCUCCAGUUACUAUGGCGCCCUUUCCUGCCCUGUCCUGUGUUAAUUGACUCCUGAAGUGAGACGCGGGGGGAAUGGUUGCAGCCUGAGAUACUCUACCUCAGAUGCUAGCCAUACUCGCCCCCCGGCUUUUUGGUUAAAAUCCCCCACUCCAUUCCUGGGGUGUCCAGUUUGUACCCUUGAGCAGAACAAUCAAGCAAAUGGGUAACAGAACCAGCACUUAUCAUUGUCUUUCUUCUGUUUCAGACUGGGUGAGGAUAACCUGGUUCUCUGGAGGAGUUCUUGCAACUGUGCUAAUGUACUGCGCUUUCCCCCUCAUUUGCGGAAGAUUUUUGCGGAGGAAGACAAACACCCGUGAAAGAGAGGAAGAGAUCGAGGUAGACGGCGGCUCUUCUGUGAGACCCUCUAGCUCCCCUGAUGCCUCCACUAGAUUGGCUCCACCAUCAUCUGCUGGUGCAGAAGGUCUUCCAAGUUCAAGUGACCGUCCUGCUUUUGCCACCUGCAACUUACCGCUUUUGGAGCCUCACGCUGGGUACUCUGAGUAUGUGACAGUCAUGUGGUUUCCAACGGUGCCACCUCAAAAUGGUACUACUUCUGCUUCGAGGCCGGAACAGGGUGGCACAAGUUCCCCGGCUAGGCCAAGUAAUCAGGAGGCCCUCCUCUAA